AUGGGCCACGAGCGCAUCUCGGGCCAGUGGGUGUACUUUGCCGAGUUCCAGUCCAACCUCGACGCCAUCAAGAAGCUCGUCCAGGCCGAGUCCUUCCCCAAGAACGAGGCCGCCGCUGCCGCCUCCUCCCAGGCUACCAACAUCGCCCAGGUGUGCGGCGUCCAGGCCCGCGUCGAGAGGGGCCGCGUCGUCACCAUUGAGUUCGAGGGUUCCGCCCCUGCCGAUAUCGAGUCCUUCCGCGACAUCCUCCACGACCGCAUGACCGAGUCUAUUACCGAGACCCUGCCCGAGCCCGUCUCCCUGUUUGCCGAGGGUGCGCGGGGACCGCUCGUCGUCGUGGAUAUCUUUGCCGACGCGAGGGGUCCGCUGCCUGCUCUGCAGGACUAUAAUAAGAAGAUGGGUCUGGGGUUGGAUCAGCCCAACAUGGAGUAUCUCGUGGAUCGGUACAAGGCGUUGGGAAGGUCUCCUAACGACGUCGAGCUCUUCAUGUUUGCCCAAGUCAACUCGGAGCACUGCCGCCACCACGUUUUCAACGCCACCUGGACCAUUGACGGCGAGGCCAAGGACCACAGCCUCUUCGGCAUGAUCAAAAACACCCACAAGACCACCCCCGACUUUGUCAUUAGCGCCUACUCGGAUAACGCCGCCGUCAUGGACGGCGACGAAGGCCACCACUGGGCCCCCGACUACUCCACCGGCUCCUGGAAACUCACCAAGGAAGUCGUCCAGCCCCUCAUCAAGAUCCGAGACGAGGGCGCCGUCGGCCGCGGCUCCACGCCCAAGGCGGGUCUUUGCGGCUUCUGGGUCUCGGACAUGCUCAUCCCCGGCAAGACGCAGCCCUGGGAGGUCGAUAUCGGCAAGCCGGCGCACUACGCGUCGAGCUUGGAUAUCAUGAUUGAGGCGCCCAUCGGUUCGGCUAGGUUCAACAACGAGUUUGGACGGCCUGCGCUCACGGGUACGUUUAGGACCUUGUUGACCAACGAUACCGAGACGGAGGCUUCCGAGUAUAGGGGUUACCACAAGCCCAUCAUGAUUGCCGGAGGUGUCGGUAGCGUCCGACCCCAGCACGCCCUCAAGGACCCCUCGUACGUCCACGACGGCGCCCACGUCAUCGUGCUCGGCGGCCCCGCCAUGCUCAUCGGCCUCGGCGGCGGCGCGGCCUCGUCCAACACGGGCACCGAAGCCACCGCCGACCUCGACUUCGACAGCGUGCAGCGCGGCAACCCCGAGAUGGAGCGCCGCGCCCAGAUGGUGAUCAACACCUGCGUCGCCCUCGGCCAGGAGAGCCCCAUCGCCUUCAUCCACGACGUCGGCGCCGGCGGCCUGUCCAACGCCCUGCCCGAGCUCGUCAAGGACGCGGGCUUCGGCGGCAAGUUUGAGCUGCGGCAGGUCGAGAGCGCGGAUAAUUCCAUGUCUCCGCUUCAGAUCUGGUGUAAUGAGGCCCAGGAGCGCUAUGUUCUCCUCGUGAACAGGGAUGGUCUUAACCGCUUUACUAGCAUCUGCCGGAGGGAGCGUUGCGGAUUCUCUGUUGUGGGUACCGCUGUCGGCAAGGAUGCCAACGGGGAUGCUACCCUCGUCCUCACCGACCGCGAGCCUACCCUCCAGCCCGCCAUCGACCCCAUUAACUUGCCUAUGGAUGUUCUCUUCCCCGGCAGGCGCAUCUCCAAGAACGUUCAGACUGCCAAGAAGGCCCUCAAGCCCUUCAAUGCCGCUACGAGCCUCCGCGAAAAGUUUGGCGCCUCCACCCUCAAGGAGCAGGUCGUCAAGGCCACCGAGCUCGUGUUCCAGCUGCCUUCUGUCGGCUCCAAGUCCUUCCUCAUCACUAUCGACCCCGUGGCGGAUGUUGCCGUCACGCUUAACAGCUUUAGUCUUGAGGCCAAGGCGCACUCUGGCGAGGCCAUGGCGAUGGGUGAAAAGCCUACUCUUGCGCUCAUCUCCGCCGCCGCCUCUGCGCGCAUGGCCGUCGCCGAGUCCCUCAUGAACCUAGGCGCCGCCGACAUCAAAGCCGGCUCCAUCAACGGCGACCUGAAGCGCGUCAAGCUCUCGGCCAACUGGAUGGCGGCCGUCAACCACGCGGGCGAGGGCGCCGAGCUCUACGAGGCCGUGCACGCCAUCGGCAUGGAGCUGUGCCCCAAGCUCGGCAUCUCGAUCCCCGUGGGCAAGGACUCGACCUCGAUGAAGGCCUCGUGGAAGGACCGCGAGUCGGGCGAGGCCAAGAGCGUGACCGCGCCCGUCUCGCUCGUCAUCUCGGCCUUUAGCUUGGUCGAGGACGUGCGCAAGACGUGGACCCCGCAGCUGCGCCGUGUGGAGGAGGUGGGCGAGAGCGUGCUCAUCUUCGUCGACCUCGCCCUCGGCAAGAAGGCCAUGGGCGGCUCGGCGCUGGCGCAGACUCUCGGCCAGGUGGGCGACGAGGCGCCCGACGUGCGUGACGUGGAGCUGAUGCGUGAUUUCUUCGAUGCCGUGUGGCAGCUGCACCAGGAUGGUGUGGUGCUGGCCUACCACGACCGCUCGGAUGGCGGUCUCCUGACCACGGUGGCGGAGAUGAUGUUUGCGGGCCGGUGCGGUGCCGAGCUCGAUGUGUCGGACCUCGCUGCCUCCGAGGCCGAUGUCCUCGAUGCCCUGUUCAACGAGGAGCUCGGUGCCGUCUUCCAGGUGCGCAAGGCCGACGAGGGCCGCUUCAUCAAGGCCUUUGCCACGUGCGGCCCGCCGGCCGGUCUCGUCAAGACGGUCGGUUUCGUGCGCGCGGCGUCGAGCCAGUCCCUCGUCGUCAACACCUCGUACGAGAUGCAGAAGUUGAGGGAUAACCCCGCUUGCGCGCAGGCUGAGUUUGAUGCGGUGCGGGAUGAUAGGGAUCCUGGGAUGGAUUAUAAGUUGACGUUUGAUCCGGCGGAUGUGAGCCUUCCGGCUAUGAUUACCCUCAAGGGCUUGGUUUCGAGGCCAAGGGUUGCCAUUCUCCGAGAACAGGGUGUCAACGGCCACGCCGAAAUGGCCUUUGCUUUCCGCGCUGCCGGCUUCGACGCCGUGGACGUGCACAUGUCGGACAUUCUCAACGGACUCACGCUUGACGGUUUCCGCGGUCUGGCGGCGUGCGGUGGGUUCUCGUACGGUGACGUCUUGGGCGCGGGUAUCGGCUGGGCGCAAUCGGUGCUCAUGCACGACGGGGCGCGCAGGAUCUUUGAGGCCUUCUUCAACAGGCGGGAUACCUUUACGUUGGGCGUGUGUAAUGGCUGUCAGAUGAUUGCGAGGUUGAAGGAGCUGAUUCCCGGUGCGGAGAACUGGCCCAACUUUGUCGAAAACACCAGCUCGCAGUUCGAGGGCCGCGUCUCCAUGGUCAAGCUCCAAGACACGCCCGAUUCCGUCUUCUUCUCCGACAUGUCGGGCUCCUCGUUCCCCAUCGUGGUCUCGCACGGCGAAGGCCGCGCCGAGUUCGCGUCCGAGGCGGACCUGCGCGCCGUCGUGGACGGCGGUCUCGCGCCCAUGCGCUACGUGGACAACCACCGUGGCGAGGCGACGGAGCAGUACCCGGCCAACCCCAACGGCUCGCCGGCGGGCGUGGCGGGCGUGCGCAGCAAGGACGGCAGGGUGGUGGCCAUGAUGCCGCACCCGGAGAGGACGAUCAUGGGCCCUGUAGGCUCGUGGAUCAAGGAUGGGCUGAGGGAGAACCAGUAUGGACCUUGGUUUAGGAUGUUUUUGAACGCGAGGAAGUGGGUUGGUUAA
Parascedosporium putredinis is the source of this 3717-nucleotide messenger RNA. The record is from the annotation of a GenBank genome assembly. Lineage: Eukaryota; Fungi; Ascomycota; Sordariomycetes; Microascales; Microascaceae.